Haliotis rubra (blacklip abalone) is the source of this 6828-nucleotide messenger RNA. Its product is annotated as serine/arginine repetitive matrix protein 2-like. Gene Ontology annotation, biological process: signaling. Gene Ontology annotation, cellular component: glutamatergic synapse; postsynaptic specialization. The transcript is spliced from 9 exons. The coding region runs from base 646 to 3504 and encodes 952 amino acids. The record is from RefSeq and is a predicted model, not a curated record. Gene Ontology annotation, molecular function: molecular adaptor activity. Lineage: Eukaryota; Metazoa; Mollusca; Gastropoda; Lepetellida; Haliotidae.
AUGCAGGUGGUUUGCUUUGACAUUCAUUGCUGUGGAUUAUUUUUAGAAAUUUGAAAUAAAUGAGUGGAUAGAACAGCGCUGCGGAUGCACUAAUGUGGUUGCUGGGACAGUGGAAGGAUGCUCCCCAAUAAUUGGUUUAGGAAACAGACUAUAGUUCUUCUGGCGGGGCUUACACUGUGCUGUGAAUUAUUCCUGAGGUAUGCACUGCCUUGAGUGACACAGAGAAACAGAAUCUGCCGACUACCAGAGGAGUAAAGCAGCACAUCCACGCAGGAAGCUUCUGUCAGAAUGCCCCCCUCCCCGUGCGUUUGGUUGGGUAGUAGCUUCCUCCCAUCAUCCACACACCGUAGUCCUGUAUCUGUGUCUGUAAGUGACUACUACUACGCUGCCACCAUUCAUGAGGCGAUGUGCAUCCCACUUCUGACACCAGUUGGGGAACUGUCCUAUAUCCUUCAAUUACACAGAGAAGGCAGGCAGUAAUAUAGGAACUAAAGGCAUUUAUCUUUGUGAGACUAUUUGACUGCACAAUGAGCUAUGAUCACAGACAGUGAAGGAUUACUGGCCAGUCACAUCGAGGGAUUUCUUAGUAAAACAGGACAUCCCUGGUAGGAUGUGUGUUGGAGAGAGUCUACUGACCAAACAGUAAUGGCAACAAGUGGCCCUGUGUCUGUGUUAGAUAGUGGUAGAAGAGAAGCUGCAGGAACUUUGAGAGACAGAGUCACCCGGCGACGGAGUCCAGCACGCUGUGCCAGUAGGUCCUCAAUUCAUGAAUUACAACUUAAUGAGUUGCAAGUGACUGACUUUGAUAUAGAUUAUAGGAUUCCACAGCCAUACAGGACAAGUUUCAGUGCCACCCAUUCUGUUGAGAAGAAGGUAGGACGAAGCAGAUCCUUAAGUCCAUCAUCUAGUCUGAGGUCUGGAAGAAGGCCCAAAGGAGCCAGAAGUAGGUCCAAGAGUCCAAAGCGAGUGACAUAUGACACAAGAGUCACUGUGCGCCACUCAGAUACAGAGGAUAGUAUGUUCACAGAGCUUUCUAGUCAUGAGUUUGAAUCAAGUCCACAAAGUUUGACAAUCAAUUCGCAUCCAAAUAAACUAAACACUUCAAUACGAUCCGCUGAUUCUGGGAUAGAUUAUUCUUCCCAGCUGCGGGACAUCUCUCAACAGAUAUACAAGAUGGAUUGGUCUCCACAUAACACACUUGACAAAUCAAGUCGCCCUUCUCAUGGGAUUCUCAAAGACAAACAAAAUUCAGUAAACAUGUCCCCAGUGUCUCCCAUGUCUCCUGUGUCAAAUGACAGCAUACAGGUAUCACCGCAGAGUCCAGUAUCAGUUGAUAUUGGGAACAAAGAGAACAGUCCAGAUGGUUCAGUGAGUAGAACAGGAGACACUGACAAGAGAAGGAUUAUCACGAGGGAAUACAACUAUGACCGGACCAUAAGCUACAGGAUAGCGGUACAGGAGGAACCGUCAGAUGAACUGAAACAAAUCGGGGAGGAGAUCAUUGAUGGUAAGUCUCCCGAAGACAAAGGUGUGAGGAAAGAGAGGUCUAAUACUCUACCAACACAGAACCUUGAAAAUGGGCAGCUCUCCCCCAUGAAAAAAAGUGUCAGCACCAGUAUUAGCAACUUCUUCAGGAAGAUUUCACCAAGACUUGGAAGAAAGAACAGCAAAGACAGGUCGGGAAAGUCCAGCUCAGCUAGUGGGAGUGCACAGAGUCUGACAGUAAGUGAUGGGGCGUCAGAUGGUCACGAAAGUGACCGCUUCUCUAGGAGCAAAGUCAGGAGGUCAUUCAUGAAGCUGAUUGGUAGAUCAAAAUCAAGGUCAAAAACCCGUGGAGAUUCUGGCCACAUUUCACCCAAAUCCAAAGAAGGUCAUGACUUACCAGAUGCAAAUCCAGACACAAGAGGGCCUGUCACCCCGAAGCAGCAACAGCUCCCUCAGUCAACCAACAGAUUGAUGAAAUCCAUUGAGCGCAACUCUUUGUCAGAGAGAGAUGUAUAUUCAAAGUUCAAAGAGAAGCAGUCACCCAACAGACCAAAUGAGGUGAGCCCUGGAGGAGGAAAACCUCUUGCAGUUCGCCCGUUGCAAGAUUCAGCCAAUGAGUCUGGUUACAACAGUUCUAGCAUCACUGUGGACAGUGGACAUAUCUCGGACACAACAUAUCAGCCAGAACAGGACAGGGGCAAGCCCAACCCACCCAAGUCGCUAGAUGUCAUGCCGCCAAGGGCAGUCAAGGCAUUGCAGACGUCAGUCAUCAGCAGCAUAUCAGGGGAUGAAUCCAUUGGGGAGUGUUCCCUUGAUGUCAAUCUCACAGGAAAGGAAAGGCCGUCUCCGAUGGAAGACACACCAGCAAGUGAACCGUCCCUCCUCAGCCAGUCUACAAGCUCCAGACAGGCCGUGAUAGGCCAGGAGUCUUCGGAAGGGACCAUACUUUCGGACACCAGUUCGAGCAACAGAGGCAAAGACAAGGGAUCCCUGAACAAUGUUCUGACAGAGAGUGACAAGGAGAAUGCCAUACCUGACCUUAAGUCACCAUCACUUACCAACUCCUGGGACCUCUCCCCACAAGACCCCAACCGGAAACCUUCGUAUUUGAAAAUAAGUUGUGCAGUUAGCGGCUAUGGCCGAUACAGUCAGUACUCUUCCUAUAAAAACAUAGAGAAGCGUUCCCCUUUUUCUAGUACAUCGUCCCUCCGCUCAAUCCCAAGUUCACCGGAUAUGCCAUCCGUACAGAGUCCCAGUGGGGACAGGACUCGUGAUGAGUGUUUGCGGUCAGCUCUUGGACAGUCACUGCAGAGCCCUCUUGUGGCCAAUGGACAGUCGACUAAAAAUGGAACUAUACUAAAUGGACAUGGUCAAGUGCAUCCCACAGGAGAUAAGAUCAAGGAUGGAGAGUACUUCCUACAGGCCACCCAGCUGGAGGAGGACAGACUUCAGUCCCUGUGUGACCAGGCUGAGACAGAGCUCAAGGAGCACAUACUGCCAGAGGAAGUGUCGGGCAGAUUGCGAGCAGCUGUUGGCAAGGGCAACUUGUUAGUCACACAGAAGUUUCAGCAGUUCAGGGACUUGUGUUCACAACACAUGUACCCCAAGGCAGGUGAGAAGGAGACAAAGUGGGAGGAUCUGCAAGGAUUCUGGGAUAUGAUCAAGAUACAGGUGGAUAGUGUAGAUGACUUGUUUGCUGAGAUUACGCUGAUGCGGCAGAACGGGUGGAAGGAGAUUCCACGACAACCAUCACGGAGAAGCUCUGCAAGUUCUAGUCCAAAGUCUGGCAGUCUGUCUCAGGGAAGCACACCCUGUCACACACCAGGAUCAAAACGGAAAGGGUUGAAAACAAAAGACACACCUGAGUCUUCCCCAGAGAGAGUUCAGAAGGCACGUCUUGCCGCAAAAGCUAGAGAUGACGCAAGGAAAAAGAUGCUGGCUGAGAAGAGGGCUGCAAUGAAACAGCAGCAGGCGAACCAGGAAGUAGAAAUCUACAUGCCCGAAAACACAAAAAAAUGACAAGAAGAGUAACUGUUUCCUGUUGAGAUUAUUGUGUACAUCAACAACUACUUCAUAUGUAUAGUAACCAAAUAUAUGAGACUUCCAAACAAGAUGGCAUUUAUAUAGGAAAUGAGUAUCAUAGGUAUAGUGUAUACUUAUUGACAAGUACAUUCAUACCAAGUGCAAUCAUAUUUCAUGUCUUGCCUAGUCACCAUCUGGCAACCCUUACUUCCACGUUUCGUGCCUUUUUUUCGUUGACAAUUGUAGAUAGUUGAAUUUGUGGAGUAAGGGUAGCUGGGAUUGAAAUGGUUAGGUGAAAAUCGCUCAUGAUCUUUUGGGCCAAAAGCCUCUGGUGGAUGCUGAAAUCACAGAAUCAACAACAUAUUCAUAUUUUCAGAGUUGUUCCAUAUCCACAAAAUUAUUUUCAAAAUAUUGAUGCAAUCACAAGUGUGUACUUGAUUGGGUACAAGUGUUAUGAUACAAAAAUCAUUGUUCUUUCGUCUUUGUACUAUGUGAAAAUGGACUUUUGUAUUUGAGAGGCUUUUGGCUCCAAAGUCAAUCAUUAACAUUUACUUGCGAUGGUGCGUUUCUGUGUGCAUAUAUUUGGUUUAAUUUGUCUUAAGUCAAUUUUUGAAGGUGCACAUUGUGGAACUUUGUUAGCGACAUAUGCAAUCUGCUGAAUAUGCUUACCUGAAAUAUGCCUUGUUAUUAUUAUUAUUAUGAUGUGUAUUUUUUUGCAUUUGUUAUAGCAGUAUUCAAACUUAGUAAUGAUGGUGGAUAAUUAUAUUGUUACAGAUUUCUAGUUGGCCAAGGAAAUCGACUAUCCUGAAUGGGAUGUAUUAGUUUUCUUCAUGUAAAUACAUGGGUAAAGUUAUCGUAAAGGACACAAUAUUGAUGAGGUUGAAGUUGUAAUUAGUUAAUUAUUCAAUUUUAUGCCAGCCCAGCUCCCUUAAGAAGUUAUUGUCCUGAAAUAUCAAAAAGAAAGAAAAAUCUCUGUAUGUGUUACCGAAUAUCUGUAAUUUAUGAAAUAUGCCACAACAUUGUCAUAGGUUCAUGGGAAUAGUAUCUGUUUGCAGGAAUGUACAUACAUAUCUGGAACAGGUUCUAACAACAAUUACAUGAAGAAAUAACAUGCCCACUGCCUAACAUUUAAAAAUAUACUGGAUGAAUAGGUAAGAAUUAUUUGUGUUGCCUAAAGAAAUAUGCAUAUGUCAUUGCACUGAAAGGGAUAUUACUUGAUGGAAUGUUCUUUAAGUCAAUAUUUACCAAUAUAUACCACUGUCACAACAUGAUUUUAUCUGGAUAAUAUGACUGCUACGUUUCUCAACUCUUGUCACCUAACAUACAGUGAUUGGGCUAUAUAUCAACACUAUUUAUUUGGGAUAUUUUAAAGUUAUGCUAGCGCAAUAUUUCAUUUGAAGAAAUGAGUGUUUUUGGUUAUUGUUUUGUAUUUGUAGACAUAUUUUCAUGUACUUUCUCUAUUUAUUGUGCAAGUGUUGAUACAAUGAAAUAAUUUAUGCCAGUAUAGGCAAUGAUUAUUUAAAGGUGCUCUUACAUCUCAAGAUUAUCUCAAUAAUUCCCAUCAUAUUAUUGUCUUGUUCAGCUUUAAUCACAAGAAAUUCACUAUUUAGUGUUCUGUGUUACCUCCCUUUGAUCAGUUUCCUUACAGAAUGUUACCUCCCCUUGGUAAUUGUUAGUUCCAAAUUCAUGAUUUCCUUUACCUUUUAAGACAGUUGUUGAUAUCAUAUCACAGUUGAUAGGAAUUAUAUCAUUCCCUUGGAGAAAGUUGAAAUCAAAAUUUAAUCCAAGACCAUGAAAACUUUGUUAAUUGAGCACAAAGUACAGCUAUAUUGUUAUUCAGGAAUUGUGUGGUUGUGUCAUUAUCCUAGCAGCAGUAAUGUGAUGGAAAUUGUGUAGAUAAGCUCAGAGAGAAUCAAUAUCAUGUACGUAUCCUGAAUUUUCAUGUAAAAUGUACAUAUAUUUUCAUUAUGAGCAUAUAACCCUUCCAGUUUGCACAUACUGGGACCUAAACCAGUCAAUAUAUUUAUGAUACUUUCAUGUCUCAGUUUCAUACAAAAGUGGAGUGACAAGGGGCUUGUCAAGCACAUAGACUGUACUAGCAAAUGAAAGUCCUCAGUUCAUGUUAUUAAUUGCAAUUUACAUGGAUGUUAAUGAUUAAUGUAUUAUCUGAUUGGUUUGGGGAGAUUCAGGUUGCGAUUUGAUCAUUGAUAGUUGACAAGUCCAACUGAAAAAUAAAUUUUGAAUACAAGGAAAAUAUCAGUGCUUAUUACAAGCCAAAGAUAUUUAAAGAACAUUAUAACAUUGCAUGCGUACAGCUUUGACACAACAUGCCAAAUUGUUCAUUGCUUCCAAACAGUGACUAUUAUAUUUCUGCACAAAAUACGUUGACCCUGAAUGAGAAGCAAUUAAGAGAUACAUACGUCAUUAUUUUUCUAUUCCCAAAGUUUUUCUAUGUUUAUUAUGAAAAUAGGUUUUGCAAUAAAGUCAUAGAAUAUCCCAGUUUGACUGACACCUAAAACUAAUUAUCCCACCUAUACAUGUGAAAGUGGUGAUCACAGGAGAUGCCUGUUAUACUGGCCAGGACAAACUAUACACCAAUAUGUCAUGUAUUACUAACAGGUACAGCUUGUGUAACCAUCCUUACUGUCAGAGAUCUGGAAUAUUGAAAAAAAUGUGUAUCGAGUAUGUGACCAAAUUUUGUACAGUGAUGUUAAAGUGGUUUACAAGUACUAGACUUACAGAAUGUAGAUUCUUGUAUUGUUAAUCAGUGUUUGUGACAUGUGGCUUUGUUAAUCUACAGAUGAUUUCUUUGCCUAAUUUGUUACUGACAGGGUAAGAUUUGUUGACAAGCGUUUCCAUAUGUUGGCACAGGGCCAUUUUUUAGCCUGGACGUUAUCGAGUUUUUGAAAAUAAUGAUUAUUACUGAAAAAUGUCCUAAAUAUAUCCAGUACAUGCCCGAAAUAUCCAGUUAGCUUUGACAGUUGUUUUGGUCAUCAGCAUAUCUGAAAUCAUCACUGGAUGAAUCUAUGCCUUAUAAUUGUACAGUGUUUUUUUUUUCAUCAAGGGUUUUGAAAUUCUUGAGGGAAAGAUGCAUAUUUCCUUUGUUUAUUUGAUUCACAUGUUCACAUUGCAAGCUUUGACAGUAACAUUUAUGAUUACAUUUCAAGGAGUAAACUGUAAAACUUGGACGACAAUACAAGAUCAAUUAAAGGCCUUGGAAACAAAGUAAUGACAUACAGUAUUUUGCUAAUGAAUCUCCAAGCUUUUAAUAUUGUGCAGUUUGAUAUGCAUGUCAGAAUAAAGUGAAAUGAGAAAAGAGCA